AUGGACGACCCCCGCUGGCUUCCCCUCGAAUCCAAUCCCGAAUCCUUCAACAAAUGGUCCGCCUCUUUGGGCCUCGACACCUCCCCUCCGAACGGUUACCACUUCACCGACAUCUGGGGACUCGACCCAGAGCUCCUCCAAUUCGUCAAACAGCCCGUCAAGGCUGUUCUGAUGCUGUUCCCCGUCACCCCCGAGUACGAGAAGAUGCGCAAGGAGCAGGACGAAAAGGUGCUUGAAGAGGGUGUCGAGGGUGUGGAGGACGUCAUCUACUUCAAGCAAACCAUCGCGAACGCAUGCGGGACCUUCGCGCUGCUGCACACUCUCGCAAACGUCGAUGUGCCCAUCAAGGAAGGACCGCUUACGGAGCUCUUCGCUCAGUGCAAGGACAAGACCCCGCUUGAGCGCGCCCAGCUGUUGACCACGGCGAAAGAGCUGGAGUCGGUGCACGAGGAAGCGGCGCAGACGGGUCAGACGGCGGCGCCGGCCCUUGAAGACGACACCGACCUGCACUUCGUCACCUUUGUCGAGCACAAGGGUUUCCUCAUCGAGCUCGACGGACGACGGAACAGUCCUAUCAACCACGGCAAGAUCGAGAAGGGUCUGCUGGAUGACACGGUCGAGGUCGUCAAGCGCAUCAUGGAGCUAACGAAGAGCAUCCAGUUCAACCUCGUCGCGCUCAGCCCGGCAACUGAGGACGACUAA
Messenger RNA from Rhodotorula toruloides NP11, 702 nucleotides. Its product is annotated as ubiquitin carboxyl-terminal hydrolase L3. Gene Ontology annotation, molecular function: cysteine-type deubiquitinase activity. The coding region runs from base 1 to 702 and encodes 233 amino acids. Gene Ontology annotation, cellular component: cytoplasm. Gene Ontology annotation, biological process: ubiquitin-dependent protein catabolic process; protein deubiquitination. NCBI's taxonomy places the organism in Eukaryota, Fungi, Basidiomycota, Microbotryomycetes, Sporidiobolales, Sporidiobolaceae. The record is from RefSeq and is a predicted model, not a curated record. The transcript is spliced from 7 exons.